Lytechinus variegatus (green sea urchin) is the source of this 3538-nucleotide messenger RNA. RefSeq lists its product as uncharacterized. The transcript has 7 exons. Bases 75 to 1244 code for a protein of 389 amino acids. Lineage: Eukaryota; Metazoa; Echinodermata; Echinoidea; Temnopleuroida; Toxopneustidae. The record is from RefSeq and is a predicted model, not a curated record.
CCGGACACAGUUUCCAGCGAGUUUGAAAAAUUUUGAGAUAGUUCUGGAUUAGGGCGAACGUCAUCUCCCCCAAGAUGGAUAAUAUUUGGAAGAAAGCCCUCUUUAUCCUUCUAGUGAGCUGGAUUUUAUUUGAAGACUGUCAUGGACAGGAAGUUACAGUUCCAGAGAGCGCGACAUUUUGGGUGGAUGACGGGUCUGCCUCCCUCUCUUGUCAGGUGACGGGAAGCCCAUCACAAGUCACGUGGAGUAUUGGAACGGAUCCCCUAGCGAGUUGGACCGAAAAUGGUGAAGUCACAUUGCCUAAACCUGGCGGGAAAUACAAUAUGACUGUUGACGGGCAGGAAUUUGAUUUGUUAAUUAAUAACAUAUCUAUCUCAGAUGCUCUAAAUUACACGUGUGCCGCUUUCGGCGGAGGUACCGCAAAGUUUGAAUCAUCGGAAGUAAAAGUUUACCGAGAGGCUAGCGAGCCAGUAAUUAAAGAGUGUCCGACGAACAACGAAGUCGAUGAUGACUGCCGUAUUGACGUCGCCAACGAAACAUACAUGGCGAACCUGACAUGCACCGUCCAGCAUUUCUUCCCAAAUGUGACGAUCACGUGGUCUUCGACUCAUGGCGUCAUCGAUCCUAUCAACAUCGACUGGCAGCUUAGUGAUGAAGGGUGUUACUGUGCGUACGUUACGAUCGAGGCUCGUCCGCAAGACGACGCGUACGUCUGCACUGUGACCGGGGAAGCCCUUCGCGAUGAGCGCACGAAAUCGCUACGAGCUUUGGUGCAGGUCUACGAGGAUGGGGUGAAUCCCACCAAGAGAGACCCGGAUGGUGAUGAUGGUGGCGACGGUGGUUCAAGUAAUCUCGGUAUGAUCGUGGGCAUCGUCAUCGGGUGCGUAUUCCUUGUCAUCAUCGUAAUCUUCAUCAUCUACGCCGUCAGAGUAAAGAAGCGUGAAGCUUCGAAGGGAGGUAAAAAAUACAAAUACACGAAGCAAGCUAAACAAGCUGCGACCACGGAAGAAGAUGACGAACGAAGAGCGGGCGAAUCAAGGACAACAACUGGAAAAGAUGAUAACUUUGGUGUAGUGGACGAAGUUGACGAGAGAGGCGAGAAAAGGACAGAAGAUGAAAAGAACGAUUGGAGCCCCGAAACGAAAGACAGCGAUGGUGGUGGUGGUGGCGGCGGUGAAAGUGGCAGCGUUGGUGGUGGAGGAGGUGGAUCGAGUCAUGAUGAUGGGGGUGGCCAUGAUGAUUGAUGGCCGAAAUGAACAAGAAAGCAUAAUUAUAUAAUCGCAGGCAUUCUUUUAUCAAACGUCGAUGCAUGUCUCUUAAAAUGUGAAAGAAGGAAAAUGGUAUAUUAAUGUAUCUAUAUAAACAAAACAAAGUUGUCCCCCCAAAUAGCAACAUCAGACUGACGGUUCAAAUGGUAUGAUGUGACGUUUUUCGUUCUGUCUUCAUUUCAUUUCAUUUAUUUCCGUUAAAAACAUAAGUAAAACAAAAACAUGCAAGAGAAAGGGUUAUAAAUAUUAAGUCUGUUUUUUCCAUUACGGUUUGAAGUCAAACCUGUAGCCAGGACGGGGGGGGGGGGGGGGGGGUCGAACGAAACCCCCCAAAUUGUCAAAAUUAAGAAAAUAUAGGAUGAAAAGGAAAACAGAAAAAAAACAGAUCGAACCCUGUAAUCAAAAACAUUGGAUACAGGCCUUUGAUUUUUUUCUUCUAGUUUAAAGAUACAUGCCUCUUUGAUUGAUGAAAUAAUGCCUAUCAAAUGUCCAAGCUCUCGUAAGAAGCAUAUAUAAGUAGCUAUACUACCCGAAAUUUGCCAGGUUUGUUUAGUCAAUUCCCUUUAUUGCCCUUUCCUUUCACUUCGGAGCAUGUCAGUGAAUUAGUAGUAUAAAUCCACUCAGUAUUGUUAGCGAUAAAAAUGUUUAGUUUGACUAAUGCUCACGUGCACAAGGCAAGCCACAAGAGGACCAAUCAUUGAUGUUAAUAUGUCACCCAAAUGACGCCCCGUGUGCUUGGUCACUAGGGCAAGUUUGCAAGUACAUGUAGGUUUGACUAGUUCUUAGGUCAGAAAUGUUUUGAUGAAACUAAUGCAAUUCCAUUGAUUAUAAGAUACUGUACGAAAUUUAACCCAGAGCAGCUGAUUUGGUGCUUUUGUAAUUUUUUAUACGAUAAGAUUUGCGUAUAGAAUAUGUUUGUGCGACACUUCAGAUUUUAGAGGGUGUAACAUCUUGGUGAUAUUUUGGUACGGAAAAUUUGAUGAUCCGGGGCGUAAUUAUCUUUUUAAACACCCAUUAUCCAACGAAGUGAGUUGGCUGCAGCUUCUUUAUAAGAAACAAAUCCUUCAUGUUUGGGCCUGCGGAACGGAGGGGGGGGGGGGGGGGGUGGUAAUCGUGUGUUAUUUUUUCAUGGUCACCUCUUUUUUUCCAAACCAUCCCGCUAUCCUUGCAAUGAUAUAUCAUAAUUUUUCUAUCAAUUUUAAUUAUGAUUAUGAUUAGUGUAUUUAUCAGAUAUAAUAGUUAGCCUAGGAAUACGUUGUUUCUACGUAGAUGGCGCUAUAUGUAUAUGUCUUUUAUCUUUUUUUUAUUAUUUAGUUUUAAAGAAAUAUUUUGGAGUAGCUAGAUUCAGAAGAGCUGGAAUGUAAAUACCAUUUUUAGGGGUAUAUUCAGCUCUGUUGGACAUCAUCCAUCUACAAUUGACAAAAUUUUCAGAUUUAAUGUUAUGGUAAACAAUAAUAAUAAAAAAAGAAUUGUUAAAUGUUAUAGCCCUGACUGUGUCUUCUUCAGCACUUCAGCCGAGCUCGCUUUUAGUAUAGCGCCCUCUAAACGUCGUGACGCACAUACUUUAACAAAUACAUUGUUGGUAAUUGGCACUCACAAACGUGAUAAAUAUAAGGACAAAAUGAAGGAUUUUAUGCACAAGCGGAUGAUCAAGAUAGAGAGAGUGUGUGUGGGUGUGUGUGUAUAUGUUUGAAGUUGCGCGCGCGCGUGUGUAUGGGGUGUGUGAGAGAGAAGACGGUGUGCGUAUCCUAUUGUAUGAGUUGAUUUAAUUCUGCUUCGCUGUCUAGUCGAUUUUGUCAUACAUGAUUUACUUUUUGUUUUCCUUUCAAAAUAAGAGUUUGAAUUGACCCAUUUCGGUCGCAAAUCUUAUAAAGCAAAUACAUAUAUUCUCAAGAUCAGGAUAUUAAGAUAAUGAUUUUUUUUGUAAGAAAAACACUAUUUCUUUUUUUUCCUUAAAAUAUUCAUGUGAUUACUUUCUUGGUGACGCUUUUUAUGUUUGGUUUUUGUCAUCUACUCUUCAUCAGUUUUGGGUUUCAUCAAAUUUUUUUGUACUUCAUGUAUUUAGUCGCCUUUACGAUAAAUCUUUCCUAAUAUUAUUACCUUUUAGUUCAAUUGAGUGUCAUUCUAUAAAAUGUUUGAACAUUCAUUACUCAAUAUUGAUUCUACCAAAAUAUUUGUGAAAGGAUCUUUCAUUAACAUGCUUGUAAUAUUUGUAGUUAUAAAAAAAACCAUAUUAGGUUUAUUGUUUAAUUACUUUCAAUUUGUUCCAC